GUUAACGAAGUCAAGCGACUUUUAUCACAUAUAUCGGAACGAAGAAAAUUGAUUAAAGUAAUCUAUCAAAGAGAAAAUGCCUUAGGAAAAAAGAAGAUUCAACGUAAAUUAAGAAUAAGAGGAAUUCAAAAUAAAGAUCUCUCAAAAAGAAAUAAAAAUCAUUUAAGAAAGCAAGCAAAGAAAAAUUUCACAGAUGAAGGAGACCAGCUGUUUAAGAUGGGCAUCAAGAUUCUCCAGCAGUCUAAAAGCCAAAAACAAAAAGCAGAAGCCUAUGUAUUCUUUGCCAAAGCAGCUAACAUGGGAAACUUGAAAGCUAUGGAGAAAAUGGCCGAUGCUUUGCUAUUUGGAAAUUUUGGUAUGCAAAACAUAACAGCAGCUAUCCAAUUAUAUGAGUCCUUGGCUAAAGAAGGAUCAUAUAAAGCCCAAAACGCAUUAGGAUUUUUGUCUUCUUAUGGAAUAGGAAUGGAAUACAAUCAAGCCAAGGCACUGAUAUAUUACACCUUUGGAAGUGCUGGAGGAAGCAUGAUGUCCCAAAUGAUUUUGGGGUACAGAUAUUUGUCAGGAAUCAAUGUUCUACAGAAUUGUGAAGUUGCCCUAAAUCAUUACAAGAAGGUAGCAGAUUACAUUGCUGACAAAUUGGAAAAAAGUGAAAGUAUUCCAGUGGAAAAAGUGAGACUGACUGAGAGACCUGAAAAUCUGAGUUCUAACAGUGAGAUUUUAGAUUGGGACAUAUACCAAUACUAUAAAUUUUUGGCAGAAAGAGGAGAUGUGCAGAUACAGGUUUCUCUUGGACAAUUACAUCUAAUUGGGAGGAAAGGUCUGGAUCAGGAUUAUUAUAAAGCAUUAUACUACUUCUUAAAGGCAGCAAAGGCUGGGAGUGCAAAUGCCAUGGCAUUUAUAGGAAAGAUGUAUUUAGAGGGGAACGCUGCAGCCCCACAAAAUAACGCAACUGCCUUCAAAUACUUUUCCAUGGCAGCCAGUAAGGGCAAUGCAAUUGGUCUUCAUGGGCUUGGUCUUCUUUACUUUUAUGGGAAAGGAGUUCCUGUGAAUUAUGCUGAAGCACUUAAAUACUUUCAGAAAGCUGCAGAGAAAGGAUGGCCCAACGCACAGUUUCAGUUAGGCUUCAUGUACUACUCUGGCUCUGGAGUAUGGAAGGAUUAUAAACUUGCCUUCAAAUAUUUUUACUUGGCAUCUCAGAGUGGGCAGCCCCUCGCCAUUUAUUAUCUGGCCGAGAUGUACGCAACAGGAACAGGAGUGUUAAGAUCGUGCAGAACUGCUGUGGAGAAAAGGUUAAAAUUCUUGAAAAAGAGAAGAUGUAUCCAAUGGCACUUCUCCUAUGGAAUCGAGCUGCCAUUCAAGGACAUUCACUUGGCCAGGAGAUUGUAUGAUAUGGCUGCUCAAACAAGUCCAGAUGCUCACAUACCUGUUUUCUUUGCCCUCAUGAAACUGGAAACUGUGCAUUUGCUCCAAGAUAUCCUGUUUUUUAAAUUUACGAUGUGUUGGAAAUGGAUGAAAUUGGACAACACCCUUGGACCAUACUGGGAUUUAUUUGUGAUUGGCCUAAUUGUUGCUGUGCUGAUCUUCUUGCUUAGAAAUCGCUAUGGGUAG
Molecule: messenger RNA, 1608 nt
Organism: Puma concolor (puma)
Lineage: Eukaryota; Metazoa; Chordata; Mammalia; Carnivora; Felidae
Source: RefSeq, a predicted model, not a curated record